Cercospora beticola is the source of this 1647-nucleotide messenger RNA. Its product is annotated as flavin-containing monooxygenase. The record is from RefSeq and is a predicted model, not a curated record. Gene Ontology annotation, molecular function: flavin adenine dinucleotide binding; N,N-dimethylaniline monooxygenase activity; NADP binding. NCBI's taxonomy places the organism in Eukaryota, Fungi, Ascomycota, Dothideomycetes, Mycosphaerellales, Mycosphaerellaceae.
AUGGGUUCAAUUCCAGAGGAGAAGAUUCCAUACGUGGACGUUCUGCUCGUUGGAGCUGGAUUUGCUUCUUUCACGCUCUUGAACAGACUACGAAAGCUUGGUCUUUCUGUUGAGAUUUACGAGAAGGGUGCAGCGAGUGGUGGCAUCUGGUAUUGGAAUUGCUAUCCUGGCGCUCGCGUCGACUCAGAUACACCGAUCUAUCAACUCUUCGACAAAGAGCUUUGGGAGGACUUCACAUACAAGGAGCGCUAUCCCGCGUGGCCUGAGCUGCGGAGAUAUUUCCAACAUGUUGAGAAGAAGUGGAAGAUCAGCGAGCAUACAACAUACAACAAGCAAGUAGACACUGCUACCUUCGACGAGAAGACGAAUCUAUGGACGAUCGAGACAGCAGACGAGACUAAAAUCCAGGCACGAUGGUUUAUGCCUUGCAUCGGCUUUGCGUCUAAGCACUACUCGCCACCUUUCCCCGGACUCAGUAACUUCAAGGGAGAGGUCUACCACACUGCGAAGUGGCCACAGCAUGGUGUGAACUUCCGCGGCAAGCGAGUCGCCGUUGUCGGUACUGGUGCAUCAGGAAUUCAAACUAUUCAGGAACUCAGUCCGAAAGUUAAAGAAAUGACUGCUUACAUUCGCACGCCCAACUUGGCCCUCCCCAUGAAUCAGAGGACGCUUGAUCCAGAGGAAGAGCAGCGGAAGAAGGACGAUGGCACAUACGAGAAGGCCAUCAAUGACACACGCAAGACAUUCUCAGGCUUCACAUACGACUUCGUCGACAAGAAGACCUUUGACGACUCACCCGAGGACCGCGAGAAAUUCUACCACAAGCUCUUGGUCGAGGAAGGUGGCUUCAAGUACUGGCUGGCCAACUACUCCGAUUUGCUCUUUGAUGACAAAGCCAAUGACGAAGCCUACAACUUCUGGCGUCAGACUGUUUUGAAGCGUGUCAAGGACCCAGAGAAGCAAAAGAUUCUUGCACCCGAGAAGAAGCCUCAUCCAUGGGGCACCAAGCGUCCAUCGCUCGAGCAGAACUUCUACGAAGUCGUUGACGAGCCUCACGUCGAGAUCAUCGAUAUCAACGAGAACCCAAUCGAGGGUGUUGAAGCCGAAGGGUUGAGAACACCGAAGGGUCUCAAGCCUAUUGAUGUCUUGAUCCUCGCCACCGGCUUCGAUUCUGUGACUGGAUCCCUCGCACAGCUGAAUAUCCGCAGUGUCAACGAUGAGACUAUCGCAGAUCACUGGAAGGAUGGCACGAAGACAUCGAUGGGAAUUUCUAUUCCUGGCUUCCCGAAUAUGUUCUUCCUUUACGGCCCACAGGCCCCAACUGCUUUCUCCAAUGGACCCAGCUGCACGCAGUUCCAAGCUGAGUUUGUCGAAGAGGCCAUGAAGAGAAUUCAAAAGGACGGUAUCACCAGGUUUGAGGCUACACCUGAGGCUGAGGCGGAUUGGUGUAAGAGGAUGAACGAGAAAUGGGACGUCACCCUCUUCCCGAUGGCCAAGUCGUGGUACUCUGGCGCCAACAUUCCCGGCAAGAAGGUCGAGCCACUUAACUGGGCAGGCGGCAUGGUCGAGUAUGUCGACUCGUUGCACAAGAGCUUGGAGAAUGAUUAUCAGGGCUGGAAUGUUCAGAAGGAGCCUGCGAAGGCAUAG